UGUCCCUCCUCCUCCUCCUCUUCGUCUCCAAAGCCGGGGAGAAAUAGAGGGAGGCUACUGCUCGGGAGAUCCCUGCAGAAACAAGAGACUGACCGGAAGGCGGUUCUCUCCUGGUGGGGGCUCUUUUCCCUCCGCCCCAGGUCCUUCCAAGCCCCCGCCCCCCGUCUUGCCUUCCUUCCCGUCCCUGGGAGAGUCACUCUGCUCUGCUGCUGCACCGCACCCCAGCUGCACUUUGCAGAUCCUUGGAGGGAGCUGCUGUGCUGAGGCUGCAGGGAGAAGCUGAGUUUUGUGUGAUGCAGUGGUUAGAGUGCUGGACUAGGACCGGGAAGACCCGAGUUCAAAUCCCCAUUCAGCCAUAAUACUUGUUGGGUGACUCUGGGCCAGUCACUUCUCUCUCAGCCAAACCUACUUCACCGGGUUGUUGUGAGGAGAAACUUAACUAUGUACGCUGCCCUGGGCUCCUUGGAGGAAGAGCGGAAUAUAAAUGUUUAAAUAAUAAAUAAAUAAAAACUUCCACCUUUACAAAGACUCAUUGGCCUGUGAGACUAAGCAGUGACUCUUCUUGCCCUGGGAAUUAAAGUAGUAUCAGAGGAAGGAGAGAUUUGGGCCAUGUUAGGAGCUUGAAUUGAGCUCCAAGAGAAAAUGGAUUUGCAAACCCCAGCAAACUGUGAAUUGUGGAAGAGAGCAGAAAAAGAUCCUCGAGCCAUCCAGGCUGGGAAUGACAGGAAUUGGGGAAUAACCAUGCAGAGGAUCCUGGGAGACGUCACCACCAACGCAGAUGUCCAGCACUGGGAAUUCAGGGAGUUCCUGUACCAGAAGGCUGAGGGUCCUCGGGAGGUUUGCAGCCAACUCCACCACCUUUGCUGUCAGUGGCUGAAGCCAGAGAGACACACGAAAGCUCAGAUGCUGGACCUGGUGAUCCUGGAGCAGUUCCUAACUGUCCUGCCCCCAGAGCUGGGAAGCUGGGUCAGAGAAUGUGGAGCAGAGACCAGUUCCCAGGCAGUGGCCCUGGCAGAAGGUUUCCUCCUGAGCCAGGCAGAGGAGAAGAAGCGGGAAGAGCAGCAGAUGCAAGAGAUGUUUUCCAAAGUGGUGUCUGGUUUCCCAGGGGCAGAAGAGGCUCCGUCUGACACCACCAGGCAGAGGCUGAAUUUCAGGAGGAUUGUGCCGGAGGGAGAUGGAGCUGCCACUUUGAUGGGUGGUGAAAUGACCAAUAGGCUUCAUUCUAGGCCUUCUCCUCUUUAUGGCGGAGCAGAAGCUGUUGCUGGGCCAUCACCAGAUCAGGGACCGGUGAGCUUUGAGGAGGUGGCUGUGUGUUUCUCCGAGGAGGAGUGGGCUCUGCUGCAUCCAGGCCAAAGGGCUCUCCACAGGGAAGUCAUGGAGGAGAAUUCUGGGCAUCUGGCCUGGCUGGGACUUCCACUUUCCAAACCUGACCUCACCUCCUGGCUGGAAGGAGAGAAAGACCUAUUGGUCAAGAGCUUUGAGGAAGGAGAGAGCUCAGCAGGUGAUGGGAGGAAGAGUAAGAGAGUGGAUGAACAGCAGAGAAGAAAAACUAAAACAGAAAAGAGGAGGAAGCAGAAAUCCCUUGCUUCUGAAGGAGCUGACUUCCAUGAAAUUCUAGCAUUGGAAGAAGAUCACAAAAUAACCGAAGAGAACAAGUUCUCUCAGUGUGCAAAGAUCUUACCUAGCAAAUCAUGUCUUCACGAACAAAAAAGAGUGCCUACAGCAGAGAAACCAUUUAAAUGCUUAGAAUGUGGAAAGAGCUUCAACCGGAAGAUCUACCUUACCAUACAUCAAAGAAUCCACACAGGCAAGAAACCAUUUAAAUGCUCCAAGUGUGGAAAGAGCUUCAGUAGGCGGGCAGGCCUCACUAGACAUCAACAGGUCCACACUGGAGAUAAACCUUAUCAAUGUUCAGAGUGUGGAAAGAGUUUUUCUCAGAGACAUAGCCGUAAUUACCAUCAACAAAUGCACAGAGGGAGGAUGUUAUUUAUAUGUUCCGAGUGUGGAAAGAGCUUCAGUCACAGGCAAAGUCUUGCUUUACAUCACAGGAUCCACAGCGGGGAGAAGUCGUUCGCAUGUCUACAGUGUGGAAAGAGCUUUUUUCUGAGUAGUAGCCUUAUUAACCAUCAAAGAAUCCACACAGGGGAAAAACUAUUUACAUGUUCUGUGUGUGGAAAGAGUUUCCACCAGAGGAUGCAACUUAUUAUACAUCAAAGAAUACACACAGGAGAGAAACCAUAUCAAUGCUCUGAGUGUGGAAAGAGGUUUAAACAGAGGGUACACCUUAUUGUGCACCAAAGAAUCCAUACAGGGGAGAAACCAUUUACAUGCUCGGAGUGUGGAAAGAGCUUCACUCAGAGCACAGCCCUUGCUUCACAUGCAAGAAUCCACACAGGAGAGAGACCAUUUAAAUGCUCAAUGUGUGGAAAGGGCUUCAACCAGAAGACUCACCUUAUUGUACAUCAAAGAAUCCAUGCAAGCAACAAUCCUUUUACAUGUUCAGAGUGUGGAAAGAGCUUCAGUAACAGGAUAGGCCUUAGUCAACAUCAGGCAGUUCACAGUGGGGAGAAAUUGUUUAAAUGCACAAAGUGUGGAAAGAGUUUUAACCAAAAGAUCCAUCUUACAACACAUCAGAAAGAUCACAGAGGGGAGAAACCAUUCGCAUGCUCUGAGUGUGGAAAGAGCUUCGCUCAGAGCAAUGGCCUUAAACACCAUAAAAAAAUCCACACAGGGGAGAUGUCAUUUAUAUGCUCUGAAUGUGGAAAGAGCUUUAGUUAUAGACAAAGCCUUGUUUUACACCAAAGAAUCCACACAGGGGAGAAGCCAUUUGCAUGCCUAGAGUGUGGAAAGAGCUUUUUUCUGAACAGCAGCCUCACUAACCAUCGAAGAAUCCACACAGGGGAGCAGCCAUUUGCAUGCUCGGCCUGUGGAAAGAGCUUCAGUCGGAGGGUACACCUUGUUGAUCAUCAAAGAAUCCACACGGGGGAGAAGCCUUUUGCAUGUGCUGAGUGUGGAAAAAGCUUUAGUCAGCGCACUAGCCUGACUUCUCAUCAAAGAAUCCAUACAGGAGAGAAACCAUAUCAGUGCUCAGAGUGUGGAAAAAGCUUUAGUCAGCGGGCCAACCUUACUACACAUCGAAGAGUCCACACAGGGGAGAAACCAUACAAUUGUUCAGUGUGUGGAAAAAGCUUCAGUCAGAGGACAAACCUUACUGCCCAUGAGAAAGUACACUCAGGGGAGAAGUGUUAAAAUGCUCAAUGUAUGGAAAGGUCUCCUGUCUGAGUGUAAAGUAAAAAUUAAUGUUGAGCUGUCAAGUCGGUGUCGACUCCUGGCGACCACAGAGCCAUGUGGUUGUCUUUGGUAGAAUACAGGAGGGGUUGACCAUUGCCAUCUCUCACGCAGUAUGAGAUGAUGCCCUUCAGCAUCUUCCUAUAUCACUGCUGCCCGAUAUAGGUGUUUCCCAUAGUCUGGGGAACAUACCAGCAGGGAUUCGAACCAGCAACCUCUUGCUUCCCUGCUGCGCCAUUGUCUGAUUGUACAUGUUGUUAAUUCACCCAGGAGAGAUUCCUGUAAAUCCUAGGCAUCCUUGAAGUGAGGAAAGAUCCGAACAGAGAUUUUCAUGUCGAAUGGCCAACAGCUAGGCUAACACUGUGCACACUCACUAGACUAACACUGGACUAGACCAACAAAGUUGUGCACCUGCAAAAAGGCCACAUGGCUUCCCCAAGUUGCAUUCUUACAGAAAUAACAUAAUUAGAGAAAGAGGUUGUCACAGGAGGUUGCACACCUUGUUACUCAAAUGCAAGGAUGUUUGUGCUAGCACAACACCAGUCUGGAAUGCAAGCUUCCAAAGUUGCACAAUUCACUAGCACAACAUUCAUGCACUAGCGCAACGUUCUUGGCAAGCGCAACAUUAGUCUGGAAGGAUGCUGGCAGAUGCUCUACCUGAUAUAUAUCCAUUUUUCAUUCUGUGGAGAUGAUUGGCAAUAGCUAUUAAGUGCUAUACAAUCUAGUUAAUUCAAUAACUGCAAUAAUUUGGAGUUCUGACAUUUUUGCAACUGGUUUUGAUGGAGUUCCAGCAAUUGUUAGUGCCCUUUCAACACCAAUUCACAUAAAUAUCAGAGCCUAGCCUAGUACUCCUAGCCUAGUGAUCAUCACUGCUUACUGUUAAGUACAAUAGGCCCCUUCCAUGGAAGGGAAGCAAGAGCAGGUACUUACAAAGGGCUGUUUUUAUCAGAAAUUAAACAGUCUGACCAAUCAUAAACUGAGAAAAUUCAGUAAAACUUACAGGUAGGCAGUCUUUCUGCAAGCAGAGCUCUGGAGUAAUCUAUAGGCCAGGUCCCCAAGCAGAAAAAGAAUUGGUGGCUGCUUAGGUGAUGGCCAUUUGGGUUUAGGGUGUGCUACAGAGGUUUACAGCCACUUUGCUCUUUCCACCUAAUCACAAGCAAAAAGAAAAAGAAAAAAGGGAAAAAAGGGUUUGCCUUGGGGAAUUGGGAACCGGGUACAGUCUUUACCAGGGGUGGCCAGGCUGAGGCCCUCCAUCGUGCAAUGUAGUAAUCCUGCCUGGGCAUAGGAGUGGAAGGAAGUGUGUGUGGAUACCUCUCUUGAACUACACUGACAAGUCUAAUGCAACACACAACAAACCAGGAUGUUUGAAAUCCACCCUCAUUUAUUUAAAAAAACAAAAAGACUUUGAUAUACAAAGUUAACAUCACUUGACAUUAUUGAUGACGAUGACUGUUCUUGCUUGACUGUCGUCGUUUUUGUUGUUGUGGAAAUGUCAAAAUAAAAAGCAUUUUUUAAAAAUA
This is a messenger RNA of Hemicordylus capensis (graceful crag lizard), 4808 nucleotides long. RefSeq names its product oocyte zinc finger protein XlCOF6-like. The record is from RefSeq and is a predicted model, not a curated record. Gene Ontology annotation, biological process: regulation of DNA-templated transcription. The coding region runs from base 643 to 3249 and encodes 868 amino acids. NCBI's taxonomy places the organism in Eukaryota, Metazoa, Chordata, Lepidosauria, Squamata, Cordylidae. The transcript is spliced from 7 exons.